Molecule: messenger RNA, 3337 nt
Organism: Orbicella faveolata
Lineage: Eukaryota; Metazoa; Cnidaria; Anthozoa; Scleractinia; Merulinidae
Product: solute carrier family 15 member 4-like
Biological process (GO): oligopeptide transport; transmembrane transport
Cellular component (GO): membrane
Molecular function (GO): transmembrane transporter activity
Source: RefSeq, a predicted model, not a curated record
AGUACUCUUCUGGUGAGAGUUUACUUCUUAUAUCGUUCUGAUGGAAAGUUACCUUCCUUGUGGGAUGCUUUGUCAUCUGCGCAUGCGCGGAGGAAGAUAUCAACUCUAAGAAACAAAGUCAGGUUCCAGUUCAGUUCUUGGAUCGCAUUUUGGCUUUCGUUCAUGUUUUAAAGUCUACGAAAGAAAAAUUCAGAUGACUCCGUGUCAAAUCUCUAGCAUGCAGCGUUCUCGCAUUUCUCGGAUCUCGUUCCCAGAGCCCGCUCGAAUUCGGUUUGGUGAUUGCUAAUUGUGUUCAUAACGCCUGCAAACGGUUUCGGACUCCCUCAAGCUCAAGACCUAAUGUCACAGAUCAAUGAUCAACUGGACAAAGAAGGAUCCUGAACUGUGCCCUAUUCUUGUUGGAUCAUCCACUGGAGCUACCAGAGGCGUCAACUCAAUGGACCUGCAUAGAGGCCCCCUUAGCAGGAGAACCAGGUUUCUGUUGGUAUUGUGUAUUUUGUUCACCGAACUGUGUGAACGUCUCACAUUUUAUGGAAUCGUGGCCAACCUUGUAUUGUACUGCCGAGACUACUUGAAGCUUGAAGCACCUUUACCUAGCAGUAUAAGUCUUGCAUUUCAAGGUACCUCAUUUUUCUCACCUGUGAUUGGUGGAUGGGUAGCAGAUACUUUCCUUGGUCGUUACAACACCAUAUAUGGAAGCUCUUUGCUGUAUGUUGUCGGCACUAUCAUUCUGGCCACUGCAACAUUUGACUAUGGUGCCAGCUAUGGAUUGAGCACAGGAAGUAAAGAGGCAUUCCUAGGGAUUUCACUGCUACUCAUUUCCAUAGGGACUGGUGGAAUCAAAGCCAAUGUUUCACCCCUGGGUGCAGAUCAGAUAGAGAAUGAGGGUCCUGUAAUUGUCCAGCGGUUUUUUGACUGGUUUUACUGGUUCAUCCAGUUAGGCUCUUUUCUGGCAUACACGGUGGUCGUUACGGUGCAACAGGAAGCAUCAUUCUUCUAUGGUUAUGUCAUAACUGCCUUGUCAAUGUUUUUAGCAAUCAUGUUAUUUAUAAGUGGCAGAAAAUACUACAUUAUUCACCCACAUAAGGGAAGCUACUUGACUGAUACUAUGAAGAUAAUAUGGGAAGGCUUAAAGAAGAUUCAAUGUAGGGCUGGAGAAGGUGAAGUACACGUAUUUCACUGGCUUGACCGGGCAAAGCAAAGUUUAGGAGGAACAUACCAAGGGCAGUCAGUGGAGGAUGUCAAGUCUGUGCUGAGAAUUGUUCCAAUAUUUCUUACAUUUAUCCUCUACUGGACAAUUUAUGGACAGGGUCAGACUAGCUACCUUCUUCAAGGCUCCUUCAUGCAGCUACAACUCACAGAACACUUUACCAUGCCAGCAGCCUCCCUGUACCUCUUUGAAAUCACCAUGUUAUUAGUUCUUAUUCCAAUUGUAGAUCGCAUCCUCUACCCCGCCCUGCGCCAUUUUGGCUUCGACUUCACCCCGCUGAGGAAAAUGGGUGUUGGUAUGCUGUUUGCCAUGGGAUCUGUGAUCAUGGCAGGACUUAUGGAGAUUGAAAGAAAGAAGUACAUUGAUGCUCAUGGCUAUUUUGAGCAGUACCCGUUUGACACACCAGUAAAUGCUUCUCAGAUGAAUAUCUUUUAUCAAGUCCCUCAGUACGUGUUGCAGGGGACUGGGGAAGUGUUAACCUCAAUUCCAGGACUUGCUUUUGCCUACUCCCAGUCCCCUCUCUACCUUCGCGGUGUGAUCAUGGGCCUAAACUUGGCAACCAUUGGAAUAGGCUUCUAUGUAGCGGGGGCUCUCGCAGCUAUAGUGAGGAAGGCCACUGACGGUUCUUGGUACCCACAAGAUCUCAAUGCGGGCAAACUGGAAAAUUAUUUCUUUUUCCUUGCUGUGGUCAUUUUCUUGAAUUUCCUGGUUUUUGUUUACCUGGCGAGGAGGUACAAAUACGUGGAAUCAUCGAGAAUUGCUGUCACGGUGGAAGAGGACCAAGAGCGGUCCUCAAUAAAUUCUGACAGUUCUCCAAUAUUAUAACUUCAGCAAAGGCUGUGUGAAGGAAUUUGGACUGUCACACAAUGCUGCUCCCACUCGCGUGAAAAAGGACAACUUUUUAAAUUCUUGAAAAUUUUUUUAAAAAGAUGAUAUGAGGGUCUUAGGAAACGGGAGAUUAUUCACUGUCAUGUGAUGUUAAAAGGUCUCCUCAACCUCGUUCCCAGGCUCUCUGUCCUCUACCUCCCUUGUGAACAAAAGAAAAUACAAAUUAGUUAAAAUAUGAGUACAUGAAAUUAAAAUGAUCUUUGCAGUAAAAGAUAUAAAAACAUCACAUUGUCAAUAAUAUAUUAAGUAAAUUCAUAAAUUCAAGAAUUCAAUAAUUUUUAUCGUAAAAAAUUAUGUCGUGGAUUAAUUUAAAUUUGAAAUCUUACGCGACGAAUCUUCCUUAAUAAUUUCUUUGUACCGUCCAUGGCACGUGUUGUUUCUUACAGAGCGCUCCAUGUUUUUGCCCCAAUUACACAAAGUAAUGGAAAGACUUCAGACCAUGCUUGGUGCUGCCCACCCUUGGUAAAUAGAGCAUAUUGGUGUACCUCAAAUUAUAAUUCGUUUUCCUUAUAUGAAACAAGAUAGCAAGAGGGAUGGGUACCCUUCCCUGAAAGCAUCUAUCCACUCAUCCUCGGAGAAGGAUGGAAGUUUACUUCAAGAGCUUGUCUGCUCUUGAAGUAAAUUAACUUGCGCCCAAAAAUAUCGCAUCGUCCCGACUAGCAGCCCCUGGGUCUCCGAAGAUGGAAGAUAUAAAGAAGAGGAAUAUUUAAUCUGAAAGCAAGUUCUUUCAGAGACGUAAGCCAUAAAACUACCAGUAAAUUUUCUCGAGGGUUUUCAUGCAGAAUCAUUCGGGACAGUCCAUUGCAAGUAGAAUAGUGGACCGGCAAUGGAGUAAUCUGAUUUGUUGAUUUUAGUUAUUGCCCCACCGAACUACCUUUGUAUUCGUGUAAUGAUGUAACUGACGGACCGCGAAGUUUCGAACUUGUAACUGAGUAACAGAUUUUUCUUGAAUCUCCCUCUUUCCACUUACUUGACCUUCCUUUUUUUUUUCUUCCUUCACGACAACUGAAUUCAGAAGAUAAUUUUUCAUUCAAUGUUCCAUGUUCAAAUCAGUGCUUGUCUCUGUAUUGGGUUUACUUGGGUUUACCAAACAUUUGCUUCUGUUUUCCACACAUAAUAGUCCUAAUUCGUACAAAAGACUUUGUCUACCCUAGAGGAUUCAUCCUAUUCCACGUGUAAUUAAAACGGUAUUAUGCAUACCCGGGGGGACUCCCAUUAAAAAAAGGGCGGGGGUACUCG